Messenger RNA from Thyridium curvatum, 921 nucleotides. RefSeq lists its product as uncharacterized. The transcript has a single exon. Gene Ontology annotation, molecular function: S-adenosylmethionine-dependent methyltransferase activity. The coding region runs from base 1 to 921 and encodes 306 amino acids. The record is from RefSeq and is a predicted model, not a curated record. NCBI's taxonomy places the organism in Eukaryota, Fungi, Ascomycota, Sordariomycetes, Thyridiales, Thyridiaceae.
AUGUCGGCAUCUGCAUCAAACAAACCACAACCAGGGAUUUACUCCCAGGACGAGGCGUUCUGGGACAACUACCUCAAAGGACGCCCCAGAGCCCCGGACAAGUUCUUCGACCGCAUAUUCAAAUACCACGAAGAGCAUGGCGGAAAGUUUGACACCGUGCACGACAUAGGCGCCGGCAUCGCACCUUAUGCCGCCAAUCUCCGGGGCAAGUUCAGGCACGUCAUUCUCUCAGACAUCGCGCCGGGGAACAUCGACAUCAUCCGCCCACGCCUCGGCGGCGAUGGCUUCAGCUACCGCGUCUCCAGGGCCGAGGAGGCCGACGACAUCGAGCCCGCCAGCAUAGACAUGGUCUUCGCCAGCACCAUGUUCCACUUCUGCGAUCAGAAAGCGGCCAUGGACGCCGUGGCGAGGCAGCUGCGGCCCGGCGGCACUUUUGUUUGCUGUCUCAUCGGGGGUGCACAGUUUGAAGACCCGGCCCUCCAGGAUCUGUACACCCGCUCCGUCCAGGCCGGCUCCAGGGCACACCUCAGCAAGGCCGAGGACCCGGAGCGUCUGCUUCGCGUCCUGGAGCGAGCAGGCGUGAUGUACAAUGUUGCCCCGCUGGACGAAGAGCACUGGGUCCCGGGGGCGAAGAGGAUCCAUAUCAACCUCGGGAAAGAGGGCUUCCCGGACAUGGUACCGCCGGGCAUGCACCUCGGGGAACCGCUAUAUACGGGCCCUAACGAUGUCGAAUCGUUCGAGUAUGAGGAAGGUUGGGGCUUCAGGAUGGGUCUCGACCAGAUCAAAGAGCAUAUUCAAUCAAUGGCCUUUCCCAAGUCUAGUGAAUUGGAUAAGCUAUUGCAGGAUUGGGCCGAUGCGGUUGGAACGAACCAGGUUGAUGGAUGCUGGCCAUGCAAGCUAAUUCUAGCAACUCGCCGCUGA